Molecule: messenger RNA, 847 nt
Organism: Papilio polytes (common Mormon)
Lineage: Eukaryota; Metazoa; Arthropoda; Insecta; Lepidoptera; Papilionidae
Product: zinc finger matrin-type protein 2
Exons: 3
Coding region: 171-770 (199 amino acids)
Biological process (GO): mRNA splicing, via spliceosome
Cellular component (GO): U4/U6 x U5 tri-snRNP complex; spliceosomal complex
Molecular function (GO): zinc ion binding; nucleic acid binding
Source: RefSeq, a predicted model, not a curated record
GUGGCAAAAUAAUUGUUAUAUUUUGAAGCAUUUGCAUUGUAUAUUACUAAUACGAUGUUAGUUUAAUUUCUUGAUUUCAAUAUUAGAAAAUUAGUUUCAAAAUACUCUAAUAUCCUUCAAAUAUAAGUUUUGUUUUGAUAUUGAAAGAUAGAGUUAUUAAAUCUGUCAAUAUGAGUACGAGACCAGACGACCACCGUCGAAAGUGGGAUAAAGACGAAUUUGAAAGAAUCGCAACAGAAAGAUUAAAAGCAGAACUAGAAGAAGAAGAAGAACGAGCCAAAAAGAAACCACCGCCAGUAAAAAGAGAACUCUUGAAACAACGGGAUUAUAAAGUUGACUUAGAUUCUAAACUAGGCAAAAGCGUUGUCAUAACAAAGAACACUCCAACAUCCCAGUCUGGUGGAUACUAUUGUAAUGUUUGUGACUGUGUAGUCAAAGAUUCAAUUAACUUUUUGGACCACAUAAAUGGCAAAAAACAUCAACGUAACCUUGGCAUGUCCAUGAAGAUAGAGAGAAGCACAUUAGACCAAGUUAAAGCGAGAUUCUCAUUAAACAAGCGUAAACUGGAAGAGAAAAAACACGAUUACGAAUUGGACACACGAUUAAGGGAAGCUGCUGAAGAAGAGGCGAGAUUAAAGGAACUCCGUCGUGAGAGACGCCGUGACAAGAAACGUAAAAUACAAGAUACAGAGGAAACAGAUGAUUCCCCAGCUCAGUCAGAACUUGCUCAAAUAAUGGGUUUCUCAGGUUUUGGAGGUUCAAAAAAGUGAAUGUACACAAAUUUUACAAACACCUAUUUGUAUCAAUAUUAAAGUAUGUUAAUUAAAUACAGAAUUAGUAAAUUGUA